GGCCAUCACUACAUCUCCACUCUUCUCAUCCCUCUGUGUGACCAAACCGAUCGUAGCAGACAUGAAGCUGAAGCUGACGCUCCCGAACCCGGGUCUGGAUGAUCGGAUCAAGUCUCACGCCGAGCUGGAGAAGCUGGAGGUGGAGGAGGCUGGAGAGCGGCCGCAGUGGGACAACAAAACCCAGUACAUGCUGACCUGUGUGGGCUUCUGUGUGGGGCUGGGGAACGUCUGGAGGUUCCCGUAUCUCUGCCAGAGCCACGGAGGAGGCGCGUUCAUGAUUCCAUUCCUGAUUCUCCUGGUUCUGGAGGGAAUCCCUCUGCUGCACCUGGAGUUUGCCAUCGGUCAAAGACUGAGGAAAGGCAGCGUUGGUGUCUGGAGAGCCAUCAACCCAUAUUUAGUCGGCGUAGGCAUCGCCUCCAUGCUGGUGUCCUUCAUGGUGGGGAUGUACUACAACACCAUCAUCGCCUGGGUCAUGUGGUACUUCUUCAACUCGUUUCAGGACCCUUUACCCUGGAGUCAGUGUCCCAUCAAUGAUAACCGGACAGGGUUUGUGUCUGAAUGUGAGCGCAGUUCUCCGGUGGAUUAUUUCUGGUACAGAAAUACGCUGAACACGACACCUGUGAUCGAGGAGACUGGAGGUCUCCAGUGGUGGAUCGUCUUGUGUCUGUUCUGCGCCUGGACUCUGCUGUGGGUUUGCUGUCUGAGGGGCAUCGAGACCACCGGAAAGGCCGUGUAUGUGACCUCCACGCUGCCGUACGUGGUCCUGACCAUCUUCCUGAUCAGAGGACUGACGCUCAAAGGCUCCGUCAGUGGAAUCAAGUUCCUCUUCACUCCAGACCUGGACGAGCUGCUGAAUCCAUCGACGUGGCUGGACGCGGGAGCGCAGGUCUUUUAUUCGUUCUCUCUGGCGUUUGGAGGACUCAUCUCAUUCUCCAGCUACAACUCAGUCCACAAUAACUGUGAGCAGGACGCGGUCAUCAUCUCCAUCAUAAACGGCGUCACGUCCAUUUACGCCGCCAUCGUGAUUUACUCCAUCAUCGGCUUCAGAGCCACAGAGAGGUUCGAUGAAUGCCUCAACGGUAACAUCCUGACGCUGCUGAACGCGUUCGAUCUGCCGGAGGGAAACAUCACCGAGAGCAACUACGACAGUUUUCUUGAGCAUCUCAACAGCACGGCACCAUCCGCCUUUCAGGAGCUCCAGCUUAAGACCUGCGACAUGCAUACGCUCCUCAGUCAGGGAGUGGAGGGAACCGGUCUGGCCUUCAUCGUGUUCACUGAGGCCAUCACUAAGAUGCCCAUCUCUCCUCUGUGGUCAGUGCUGUUCUUCAUCAUGCUCUUCUGUCUGGGAUUGUCCACCAUGUUCGGCAGCGUGGAAGGAGUCGUGGUGCCGCUGCAGGACCUCAACAUCCUACCGAAGCACUGGCCGAAGGAGGCCUAUACAGGUCUGGUGUGUUUGGUUUCGUUCGGUCUGGCGAUUAUCUUCGCUCAGGGUUCGGGUGAAUACUGGCUGGCUCUGUUCGACAGUUUCGCCGGAUCCAUUCCUUUACUCAUCAUCGCCUUCUGUGAGAUGAUAGCCGUAUCCUACAUUUAUGGGAUCGACAGAUUCAACGACGAUAUCAAGUUCAUGAUCGGUCACAAGCCCAACAUCUUCUGGCAGAUCACGUGGAGACUCGUCAGUCCGCUCCUAGUGCUGGUCAUCUUCCUCUUCUACUUUGUCACCAAAGUCAGUCAAGAGCUGACCUACAUCGCCUGGGACCCAGAGUCUGAGAAUUUCCCCGCGCUGGCGAAGCUGCCGUAUCCGGGCUGGAUUUACGCCAUCAUCUUCAUCCUGUCGGGCGUUCCAGCGCUGGUCAUUCCUGCGGUCGCUCUGUAUAAGCUCAUCAGAAACCGCUGCUGCGGUAAAAAGGAGAAAGACGCACAUGAAAAACCGUUCUACUCCAUAUCUGACAAAAUACAGAUGCCUGACGAGACCGACAAGAUCUCACACAGAUCGCUCGACUUACACUGAAAACACCCGGAACUCCACAGAACGAAGAGUAACAGCAGACAGACCAUACAUUGAGCCCUGGUGCUUGAGCGGCUCACGCGGGUUCCAGUCUGACCUGCAACCACUUUCCUCCCAUCAGGGAUCAAUCUAGAAAAACAGAAAAGACGUUUACAGAUGUGAUUUGCACUGAUGGCUGUUAAUACUCUUCUGUUGUUUGUAUGUAAAUAUGCAUAUGCACCUUUUAAUUGUGCUUAAGUCGUUGAAGAUAAACAAACCUUACAAACAUCCACACAACUCUCUUUCCAUCAGUAAUAAUUAGCCAGAAAACAGACGUUUUUUCUGAUGGCUUUAUGUACAAUGAAUUGGAUUUUCAUCUAUAUAAGCUUAUAUAGAUACUUAUAUAUAAGUAUUUAGCGGUAUUUGCAUGUUUUACCUCUCAUAAAACACUGUUGUUUUUACAGUUUGACUAUAAUAUUUACAUGCAAAUUUUAAAGUCUUCUAACUGUUAGAGGUUUGUGUAAUUGUACAUGUAUUGUAAGUAUUUUUAUGAUGUGUUUUUGUUCUUCUUAACAA
Molecule: messenger RNA, 2560 nt
Organism: Labeo rohita (rohu)
Lineage: Eukaryota; Metazoa; Chordata; Actinopteri; Cypriniformes; Cyprinidae
Product: sodium-dependent neutral amino acid transporter B(0)AT1-like
Exons: 12
Coding region: 62-2008 (648 amino acids)
Biological process (GO): sodium ion transmembrane transport
Cellular component (GO): membrane
Source: RefSeq, a predicted model, not a curated record